UAAACACGGGCCGCGUAUCUACUCGGUCGUCGGUGGUCACGCUAAAGAAGAUGCCGAUAAACAUAAGGAGUGCAUUCAUCGCAAGCUUCAUGAUGAUGUGAUUAAAUGCAAAAGUGGGGAUCUCGCAUGUCCUGCACAUGCAUGGCGGGGAGCACACAUGGUUCCUACGGAUGGUACAAGCGGGUCAUCUCAUGCCUCUGGCAAACAGAUUCUGUCCGAUGACGAGCAAUCGCCGCUAACCGCGGAACAGGAUUGCGGAGGGGAUGCAUGCGCUGAAUCAUCUGAACCAAUCAAUAAGAAAGCAGUCAUCAUUGGAAUCAACUAUGCAGGGAAUAUGAGCCUUCCACAGUUGAACGGCUGCCAUAACGAUGCAUUCAAUAUGAAGCAAUGUCUCGUUAAAUGCCGCGGCUUUCUUGAGGAACACAUUACGUUGUUGAUUGAUGACGGCAACAACGCCACACCCCAACCCAACCGCCAGACCAUCAUCCAGGAACUGAGGAAUCUUGUACAAGACGCGCAGUCUGAUGACUGGCUGUUCCUUCACUUCUCAGGGCACGGAGCCCAACUGCCGGCUAUCGAGCAGGAUGAAGUAGACGGGAAGGACGAAGAUAUUCUUCCAAGCGACUAUGAUGCGGUUGAGCCUAUACGCGAUAACGAAUUAAAUGAUAUUCUGGUCAAACGUCUCCCGAGGAGAUGUUUAUUGACAUGUGUUUUCGAUUCUUGUCACUCCGAGUCAAUAAUGGAUCUCCCGCUUGUCUACAACGGUGAUAAUUACUUACAUAGUGAAGUAACGGAAGCGUUCAGAGAGGCAAAAGGCUCUUUGGGUCAUGUCGCGUGCUUCAGCGCUUGCGUGGACGAGGGGACCGCCCAAGAGAUACGCAAGGGGGGAAUGGAUGUUGGCGCGUACACCAACGCAUUGAUUCAGGUCAUGGAAAUGCAUCCGCAUUGUACAUGUGUACAAUGCGUGCAGGAGGUGAACAAAAUCUUGAAGGAAGAGGAACUGACGCAGACGGCGCACGUGUCUGUCGUAGAUAAACGAGACAUCAGACAGGACAUAUUCUUCGGAAGAGCUUGCCCGGUGGUAUCAUCGACUCAUACCAUGUAGGUUUCUGGACUAUCACUACGAGAGAUUCUUUCUAUGAUAAUCAGCAAUCCUGACCUGAUCAUUGUCACUCGCUUUGUCUAAAUUAAUUGUCGUCUCUUUCGCU
Messenger RNA from Laetiporus sulphureus 93-53, 1208 nucleotides. RefSeq lists its product as uncharacterized. Gene Ontology annotation, biological process: proteolysis. The record is from RefSeq and is a predicted model, not a curated record. NCBI's taxonomy places the organism in Eukaryota, Fungi, Basidiomycota, Agaricomycetes, Polyporales, Laetiporaceae. The coding region runs from base 158 to 1105 and encodes 315 amino acids. Gene Ontology annotation, molecular function: cysteine-type endopeptidase activity. The transcript has 18 exons.